Papaver somniferum (opium poppy) is the source of this 1095-nucleotide messenger RNA. Its product is annotated as ATP-dependent Clp protease proteolytic subunit-related protein 2, chloroplastic-like. Lineage: Eukaryota; Viridiplantae; Streptophyta; Magnoliopsida; Ranunculales; Papaveraceae. The transcript is spliced from 8 exons. Gene Ontology annotation, cellular component: endopeptidase Clp complex. Gene Ontology annotation, biological process: protein quality control for misfolded or incompletely synthesized proteins. Gene Ontology annotation, molecular function: ATP-dependent peptidase activity; serine-type endopeptidase activity; ATPase binding. The record is from RefSeq and is a predicted model, not a curated record. Bases 63 to 926 code for a protein of 287 amino acids.
UUCUAAAAAAUCCCGUAGAAACUGAGUGUUUUAUUCAUCUGAAUUUUUUUUUUUUGAUAGAAAUGGCAACGAUGCUGAACUCGAUUCAGGGUUCAUGUUUACAAUCUCAUGAUGGAGUUAUGGCCGUUCCACAACCUUCUCUUAAAGUAUUUUCAGGGUUGAAGUUCCAUUCAGACAGCAUUUUUGGAUCUAAGAAACCUAAUUUGACAGCUGAAUUCCAUGAUAAAGUUUAUAAAAGUAUACAGUCCAGGACUCGUGGCAAACCAACUCGUGCACGUAUUGGAAUGAUGCCCAUUGGUACACCAAGAGUGCCCUACAGAACUCCUGGUGAAGGAACAUGGCAGUGGGUCGAUUUGUGGAAUGCUCUUUACAGGGAACGUGUUAUUUUUAUUGGACAAGAGAUAGAUGAGGAGCUUAGUAACCAAAUACUGGCAACAAUGCUGUACCUAGAUAGUUUGGAUUCUUCUAAAAUGCUCUAUCUAUAUAUCAAUGGUCCAGGUGGUGAUCUUACUCCAUGCAUGGCUGUAUAUGACACGAUGCAGAGCUUAAAGAGUCCUGUUGGUACUCACUGUGUAGGCUACGCAUAUAACCUUUCAGGAUUUCUUCUUGCAGCUGGAGAUAAGGGUAGUCGCUUUGCUAUGCCUCUCUCUAGAAUCGCCCUGCAAUCUCCUGCUGGGGCUGCUCGUGGCCAGGCCGAUGAUAUUAAAAAUGAAGCAAAUGAGCUUUUGAGAAUCAGAGACUACCUUUUUGAUGAAUUGUCUAUCAAGACAGGGCAGCCUGCUGAAAAGAUUCACAAGGAUCUUAGCAGAAUGAAACGGUUCAACUCACAAGAGGCUUUGGAAUAUGGACUCAUUGAUCGUAUUAUUAGGCCUCCUCGUGUUAAGGCUGAUGCACCACGUAAAGAAGCUGGGACAGGUCUUGGUUAAGCUUUAUUCUCGCAUUAAUAAUACAGAUAGGCUAAAAUUGUUGUAAAAAGUUGGAUUUUUUUGCUCUGCGAGAGUUAUUCUAGUCUCUCCAAAUUGAAUCCAUUAUCAAAACGGUUCUUUUCUUUACAUCUUUACUUAGUUGGUAAUAAAUGUUUUUUUUUUCUUGUUA